AUUCGACCCAUUAACCUAACAUGAAUUGUCAUCAUCAAGAAAGGCAAUAAACGUGAUGGAAGACGGGCUUUGUACAAGAAUACCAUGAACAUAUACACCUGAGUGAGGAUAAUGGAAUAGGAACAAUGAUAUGUAAGCCUUAGAGUCACAAAUACAUUGUUUUCAAUGAAGUGAAGCACGAUAGGGCUUUGGGAGCAGCACUGGCGAAAAUAGGGAAUUCCGGCAUUACUGCUGGCGAGUUAGAUGGCAACAAAACAUCUGCUUUGAUCCAAUUCGGCUCCAUCCUUGUUUCCUUACCGGAAGAAUCCCUGCAACUUACGCAAUCUGUGCCCAAGAACGCUCUAUCAAUAGGAAGGGUAUGCAAUGAAGGAGACGGCCAGAUCCAAACUCGGACUGCGACAUCUCUAUCUAAGAUGAAUGAGAACAUCCGAGAUCCACCAAUAUGGUGGGGCCUCAGCUCUGGCGAAAACAAGGCCUCGACUCCAAAGCUCACAGAUGGCGCUGGUCGACGACAAGGUAAACUCAAGGCUGGUUACGGUGGGCGAGCGAACAGACAAGACUUCUACCUCAGGGUUGGCACUGGUUCACGGUGGACUGCGACCAGACCUGCAACGAGACACCGGCUGCUGCGAGACCGUCAUUUCUUCCAUGCCGCCGAGUGAUGGUCCAAAAUCCAGAUGACGCCAGUCAACAAAGCAAGAUACGAGUGUUUUUUCAAGCGUGGACUGAUCAGAAAUGAGACUCAACCCAACCCCAAGUCUAACAAUUUGAUUCAUCAACGCAGGCAAGUAUCUACUAGCAGUUUCAUUCCUCGCUCAAAUGGGUUUGAAAUUGCAAUUGAAAGAAAAUCCUUUGCUUUCAAUAUUAUUAACUGCAAUUCCAUUCGGAUUGAUGAAAUCAAACGCAGAACUUUGUCUGCUAUUGAUUUUGAUUUGGAACGACUUUCUUGGUUGAAAGAAUUCAUUCCCAAGAUUUGGUGUAAUUGGUCUUGUCCUAGGGUUGAGCUGAAUGAUUUUUUGAUACUAUAUGAUGCUAAUUUCUAUGGAAGUUAUAUAUGCAUCAUUAAAAAGGGAGGUGGUUCUCUGUUUAUACCGGAAGGACGAAACGGAUUGGGGAUCAAAAAAUUCCUAUUUUGGAUUUCAAAAGCAAUUAACUUGAUGAGGGAAUUGACAACCAAACAACAAAUUUUGGUGAUUCAACAAUUUGCAGAUACCGUUGACUCCAAGCUUGAGAUUGAUCUUUUUACUCAUUGGUUGGAAGGGAAUCACUUUCAUCGAAAUGAAUCUUCUAUUUCGGGAUCAUUAUUGCAAGUUGAUAUUGAGCUUAGUACUUCAUUUGAGAAAUCUCCAAUGAUGCCAAGUACAAUAUGCCUUUUGAGACCAUAUACACUUUAUGGGAACCAUACAUGGAUAAGGUUUUAUAAAAUCAUAAAAACGGGGGUGGGGGUGGGGUUGGAAUACAUUGAUAACACUUUAAUCUCCAAUGAGAAAUCUUACCAAGGACAACUGUAGCUUCGUUGAUUUACCGGAAAUUGGUUCCCUUAAAUAUUUUAUCCAGACUACUAUGACUAGCAGGGUGGAAUCACUUUCCCGAUUUUUACUAAAAGAAUUUGAAAGAAUGCUCACCUCUUUUUUGGAUAAUCGAGGUGCUAGAUUUGCUGAUAAUGAGAAAGCUAUUAAUAGUUUGAAGGUCACUUUCUCGGGAGAUGCUUUCACAAGUAAAGAAUGUUAUGACUAUGAGGGUGUAUUUGCAGAGAAGAUAUUAUCAUACUCAGAAGAUGAUUUUAUGGGCCAUGCCUCGGAGAACGAGAAGAGAACUCCCAUUUCAGCAAUUGAGGAUUUAUGGGACUCAGACACAAAUCAGAACAUUUGCAACAAAGCUCGGUUUGUCACGAAGGAUAAUUGUCUCCCACCCAAAAUCUCAACACUCAAAUGAAAAUAUACAGAAAAAAGCAUCAACGAUCACAUCCCAUGAGAAUGAGGUCUCAAUCAUAUGUGGAGUUACAUUGACAACUCUAGGAAGGGCGUUUUUUACUUGUUCUUAGGGCUUUAGUCUAUCUUUUUCAGCUUUUCUCUUUUUCUAUGUAUUUUAUAGGUUUUUCCUUUUCACAUUGUACUCUUCUUUGCUCGUUUUUUAAUAAAGCUUCCUUUAUUUGCAAAAAAAAAAGAUAUGUAAGCCUUAGAAUUGAUAAACUUGAGUAUGAAGAAAAGCUUUUACGCAUGA
Messenger RNA from Cuscuta europaea, 2223 nucleotides. The record is from the annotation of a GenBank genome assembly. Lineage: Eukaryota; Viridiplantae; Streptophyta; Magnoliopsida; Solanales; Convolvulaceae.